AUGGCCGAGGAGCCGCCGCCGCAGCUGCCCAUUGGCGACCGCGCGUAUCUCGCGUGCCGCCGCUGCCGCCUUGUGCUGACGGAGCAGCAGUUCCUGCGCGACGGCUGCUCGCUGUGUGGCACCGGGCCGGUGCGGCGCGAGGAGCUGCUCGACGUCGCCACCGCCGACUUCACGAACUUCGUUGGUCUCAUCGCCCCCGAGAAGUCAUGGGUGGCUCGACUCAUUGGCAAGACGGACUGCCCGAACGGUGUCUUCGCCGCGGCGCUCGACGAUGAGGAGAUGGAGGAGGAAGACGAGGAAGAGGACGCCGCCGCCGCCGACGACGACGAUGAGGAUGAUGGCGUCGGUGACGCAGAUGAGGCCGACGAGGUGGCGAGGGAGAAGAACGACGGCGCUCCGAAGAGCGACAGGAAUUUGCCGCCCGUCAUGACAGAUGACGAACUGCUGGCCACCGCGAAUGAUUAA
This is a messenger RNA of Trypanosoma grayi, 465 nucleotides long. RefSeq lists its product as hypothetical. Gene Ontology annotation, biological process: positive regulation of DNA-templated transcription, elongation; regulation of transcription elongation by RNA polymerase II; chromatin organization. Gene Ontology annotation, molecular function: RNA polymerase II complex binding; zinc ion binding. Lineage: Eukaryota; Euglenozoa; Kinetoplastea; Trypanosomatida; Trypanosomatidae. Gene Ontology annotation, cellular component: nucleus; DSIF complex. Bases 1 to 465 code for a protein of 154 amino acids. The record is from RefSeq and is a predicted model, not a curated record. The transcript has a single exon.